AAAAAGAAGACGUAGUUUGUUGGCCUGUUAGAGAAGAGUUGUUGUAAUAAAGUCCAUUUUAUCAUGUCAAGACGGUGUUAUUUUCACCCCGACUGCAAAUCUCCUAUAUAUGGCCUUCCCAAGGAUGACAAAAUUAGGCAGCAAUGGUUAAAUUUUAUUUUUAACUCGAGUUCUGAACAUAACAACCCCAACAUAUUUCUCUGUGCUGCGCAUUUUACGGAGGACAGCUUCAUUAAUCGUGAAGAAUACAAUGCUGGUAUCGCACAAAUGCUUAUACUGAAAAAUGAAUCUGUUCCCACUUUAUCAGGACAGCCUGCUGAUAAUGGACCAAAACCUGAUCUGGAUUGUUGUGAAUCUUCAGUGUAUGUGACUGAUGGGAGCUCCUCAAAAAGUCUGAAUUCAGUGAGCACCGAACAAGAUCAGACACUGAUGGACAAACAUCUCUCUGAAGAGACAUCCGGUCCCACACAGGAAUCAGAGCUCAGUCUUACUUUACUCUGUUACAGUGAGUCAGACAGUGAUCAGGAGGAUGAAUCCUCUGAACAAACCACCAGAGACUUUCAGGUUAUCGUCUGUAACGAUGAAGAACAGCAGCAGAUAAUGCAGACCACGCUGAAGACGUGUUCAGUCCAACUGGAGGACUGCAGAAACCUAUUGGAGAAAAAAAUAGAAACCGACGAUGAUGAUGAUGAACAAGAUGAUGAUGAUGAUAAAGAAGAUAAGUGUGAUGAUGAUGAUGAUGAUUUUGUUCCUUCGGAUGAGCCUUAUGAUGACGAUAAUGAUCACUGUAUUCCUUCAGAUGAGAUCAAUGAAUCUUCUGAUGAAGAAAAACCACACAAGUGUCCAUACUGUAAGAAGAGAUUUUCCAGUACAAGUCAGGUUAAGUCACAUGUGGUUUUACACACCAAGGAGAAACCGUAUCAAUGCAGUGUAUGUGGAAAAACUUUUAAGGUUUUACGUUCUUUAACCUUACACGAAUUAACACACAGUGAGGAGAAACCCUUUCCAUGUACACACUGUGAUAAAGGUUUCAAUAACAAACAUAGUCUAACAAAACAUAUUAGAGUUCACACCGGAGAGAAACCUUUCCUCUGCCAACACUGCGGAAAGAGCUUCUCUAAUACCAAUGGUUUCAGAAUUCAUCAGAGAGUUCACACCGGAGAAAAACCUUAUCAAUGCACUCAAUGUGAAAAGAGCUUCGCACGUUACCAGACCUUUAAGCUUCAUCGGCAAGUUCACACUGGAGUAAAACCUUAUCAGUGUGAGUUUUGUGGGAAGAAUUUCACUCGACAGGACAAUUUGGCAACACACCGGAGAAUUCAUACGGGAGAAAAACCUUACAAGUGCACUCAGUGUGAUAAGGGAUUCACCCAAGCGGUUCUCCUGAGACUCCAUCAGAAAAAACAUACUGGAGAGAAACCUUAACUGUAGAGAUAUUCAAUCAUGUAGGACAUUUUAAAAGACUCAAAAGAAGAAACAUGCUGAAGAACAAACUGAAAAUGACAAAAACAAAUAAAAAAUCAUGGUUACAAACAUUAUUUUACAUUUAUGGAAGACUUUGUAUUUUCUGUACUGUAUUGAAAAUAAUAGCAGAUUUAAUUGGAUUCAAUUAAAACUCUGAUGUAUU
This is a messenger RNA of Paramisgurnus dabryanus, 1627 nucleotides long. RefSeq lists its product as uncharacterized. The record is from RefSeq and is a predicted model, not a curated record. Gene Ontology annotation, biological process: regulation of transcription by RNA polymerase II. Gene Ontology annotation, molecular function: RNA polymerase II cis-regulatory region sequence-specific DNA binding; DNA-binding transcription factor activity, RNA polymerase II-specific. NCBI's taxonomy places the organism in Eukaryota, Metazoa, Chordata, Actinopteri, Cypriniformes, Cobitidae.